This is a messenger RNA of Ananas comosus (pineapple), 2502 nucleotides long. RefSeq names its product DEAD-box ATP-dependent RNA helicase 14-like. Gene Ontology annotation, molecular function: RNA binding; RNA helicase activity; ATP binding. The record is from RefSeq and is a predicted model, not a curated record. Gene Ontology annotation, cellular component: cytoplasm; ribonucleoprotein complex; nucleus. Lineage: Eukaryota; Viridiplantae; Streptophyta; Magnoliopsida; Poales; Bromeliaceae.
CCACCAUCACCCCGAUCGCGACCACGACCGCCACCGCCACUCCUCCCACUCCAGAUCCAAUCAGGCUGGAGGAGGCAGCAGAGGCGGCAGCGCGAGUGCAGACAAUCACGGGCACGGCGCGAAGGAUUCGCGCGAUGCGAAACCGGCAUCUUCUGCAGAAGCUUAUCGACGCCAGCAUGAGAUAAUCGUCACCGGAGACAACGUGCCGGCGCCGUUCACAACAUUUGAGUCGACAAAUUUCUCGUCGGAAAUUCUUAAAGAGGUACAUCAUGCUGGCUUCUCAUCUCCCACUCCGAUCCAGGCUCAGGCGUGGCCUAUUGUAUUACAGAGUCGCGAUAUUGUAGCCAUUGCAAAGACAGGUUCAGGCAAGACACUGGGUUAUCUUAUUCCAGGAUUUAUACACCUGAAGCGCCUGCGUAACAACUCCAAAGUGGGUCCAACCGUGCUGGUUUUGGCACCAACAAGAGAGCUGGCAACCCAGAUUCAAGAGGAAGCCGUGAAGUUCGGGAGAUCUUCGAGGAUUUCGUGCACGUGUCUAUAUGGAGGUGCACCAAAAGGCCCACAGUUGAGAGAUUUAGAUCGUGGAGUUGAUGUCGUGGUUGCGACCCCAGGAAGAUUGAAUGACAUUCUAGAAAUGAGAAGGAUAAGUCUUCGUCAGGUAUCAUAUCUUGUUCUUGAUGAGGCUGACCGUAUGUUGGACAUGGGUUUUGAACCACAAAUACGUAAAAUUGUGAAAGAGGUACCACAUCGCCGUCAAACUCUUAUGUUCACUGCUACAUGGCCAAAGGAAGUACGGAAAAUUGCUGCAGAUCUACUUGUUCAUCCUGUUCAGGUGAACAUUGGGAGCAUCGACGAGCUCGUUGCCAACAAUGCUAUCACUCAGUAUGUGGAGGUGAUUACGCCUGCGGAGAAACUCAGACGGUUGGAGCAGAUCCUGCGCUCACAAGAUCCUGGCUCCAAGAUUUUAGUGUUUUGCUCUACUAAGAGAAUGUGCGACCAGCUUUCUAGGACCCUUAGUCGGCAGUUUGGUGCAGUUGCCAUUCAUGGCGACAAGUCCCAAAGUGAAAGAGAUAGGGUUUUAAGCCAAUUUCGAUCAGGAAGAUCCCCCAUUUUAGUCGCAACGGAUGUUGCUGCACGAGGGUUGGACAUCAAAGAUAUCAGGGUUGUGAUUAAUUACGACUUCCCCACGGGUGUCGAAGACUACGUUCACAGGAUAGGAAGGACCGGCAGGGCAGGUGCAACUGGUGUGUCUUACACAUUUUUCUGUGAGAAUGAUUCCAAAUACGCGGCAGAUCUCGUGAAGGUUCUUGAAGGGGCUGACCAGCGCGUUCCACGGGAGCUGAGGGACAUGGUAUCACGUGGUGGAUAUGGCGGUAAGUCUCGCCGUUGGGGCUCCCGCUCUGGCGGCAGUCGUGAUGAAGGCCGUUCACGUGCACGGGGUGAUUCUGGCCGCAGUGGAAGAGCUGCGCGUGAACCGCUGCCUUUUUCAGAGAGAAAAUCAGAUAGUGGCCGAGGUGGCCGCAGUCGGGAUGAUCAUGACCCGUAUGGCAGGAACAGUCGCAAUUAUCAGGAUGAUCAUGAUACAGACGCACAUGACCACAAAUCUGGAGGACGAGGCCGUAGCAGCAGAAGUCGCAGCCGUGGGUAUAGCCCAAGUCCUAAGAGGGGACGCGUCGGUGGAUGGCAAAAUGGCCGCAGCCGUAGCCGCAGCCGCAGCCGCAGCCGCAGUCGCAGUGGGAGUCAAAACCAUUACUACAGCCACAGCCGUAGCCGCAGCCGGAGCGUAAGCCGUGACUUUGACAAGCUCGGUGCUGAGAGGAGGACGGUCUCACCAGCCGCUCAUCAUCGCCCUGAUGAUGAUAUUAAGCAUUCGCCAAGCCCACGCUACAAUGAGAAGCAAAGAUCCCCACCGCCGCCACAGCUGAAUGAUAAUGACAACAUGAUGAAAGAUGUUCGACAUGAUGGCUCACCUAGUCCAAGCCCGAAAAAGGAGAGAUCUCCAUAUAAUAGCAAUACGAACAAUGGCGCUGGAUCACCUUCUCAAGGUGGAAAUGGUGGUGGCGCUAGAUCACCUUCACCUCUGCCUACAAAUGUGCGCUACAACAAGGACAGGGAUGGAGAGGAAGAAGAGGAAGGCAUGAUACCUGCAGAUGAGGAUGAUGGUGAAAUACUCCCGGAGGAGGACGGAGGUGGAACUUCGCCUCCUGGGCCUAUGGAAGAGACUCACCGACCUGAUUCAGAUAGGUAAUUGAUUUAUGCUUCAGAGAACUAGAAAUGCCCCCAGUUAAUAGAUGCUCUUACUUUCCAGAGUGUUAGUAACUAUGGUACCAUUUACAUUGUGAUAUUCUGAUGGUCGAUUUGUUGUAAUCUGCCGUAGAUGUUGCCAUGCUAUACUGGUCUGACCAAGGGUCGUGUAUGAACCUUGUUAUUGUUUUUUUUAUCAGAACGCUCCGAGUUAUCAACUUUGUUUGCAUGAAAAAUGUUCCUUCCGUCUGCUGUUUU